UCUCUCUCUCAGGUUGCUUUGAUCCAGUACUUAUGUUCUUGUCAUACCCAUCAUUGCAACAAGCACUCUUGAGUUGGUGAGAGCCCACAGUUUGAUCGACCAAGUCGGUGAAUUUAAGGCCUGUUGGGUUUCUCUCAGAUUGACCACUCUGCUUCUGCCGCUUCUCACAGAGCCAAAAACCCACAGAAGAAGAAGGAGGUGGAGAGGAGGAAGUAGAAGAAAAUCGACAUGGGUGAGGCUAAAAAGGUCUUCACUUUGGCUGAAGUGUCCGAGCAUAACAAUUCCAAGGACUGUUGGCUCGUAAUUGGUGGAAAAGUUUAUGAUGUGACAAAGUUCCUGGAAGACCAUCCUGGUGGCGAUGAGGUUUUGUUGUCAGCGACAGGGAAAGACGCCACUGAUGAUUUUGAAGAUGUUGCCCAUAGCAGCAGUGCCAGAGCAAUGAUGGACGAGUACCUUCUUGGGGACAUAGACUCUUCGACUAUUCCCACAAAAAGAGCCUACACUCCUCCGAAGCAGCCUUACUACAACCAAGACAAGACGUCAGAGUUCAUCAUAAAGCUCCUCCAGUUCCUCGUUCCGCUCGCGAUCUUGGGUCUGGCUUUCGGCAUCCGCUUCUACACCAAAUCUACCUAAAUUAAAGUCCUGAUGGCAUUAAAGUGUGUCAGAGUUAGACGUUUAAAAAUUAGCUAAAGAACUGUUCUAGUUGCCUUCCCAAAUGGUCCUGAUUUACUGUGGUGUAUUAGUAGUGUUCGCUGUACUUUUCAAUGUUGCUUUCUGUCUCAUUGAAGUAAGAAAAUUACCUUUUCAUAUGAUUUUAUUUUCCUGAUGUGAUGAAUGCGCUCGCUUUUUUGGAUCGGUAAUUUGUAGAGAGAUACAGGUAACUGAAAAUUUUCCUUUCGUAGUGUCUUGUUCAUGCCAAUGUAAGCAGUGCAUGUUAAAUGAUAUCAAGUCCCCAUGAUUUACUCAA
Molecule: messenger RNA, 967 nt
Organism: Syzygium oleosum
Lineage: Eukaryota; Viridiplantae; Streptophyta; Magnoliopsida; Myrtales; Myrtaceae
Product: cytochrome b5
Exons: 3
Coding region: 229-633 (134 amino acids)
Cellular component (GO): endoplasmic reticulum; membrane
Molecular function (GO): heme binding
Source: RefSeq, a predicted model, not a curated record